UAACUUACGGUCAUGAAAUGAUUGCAAUACAUGUUUUCUAAGUAAUCUUAAAAGCAUUUUUGAUUAUUUGUCUAUAAAUGUGUCCUUGAGUACAAUCUAACGAGUAUAACCACGAAUUUUUGAUGAGAUUAUUCAACCUGUGAUUCUAAGGAAUUUUGAGUACUACUUGUAGUCUUUAAACUUACAUGCUUGUUUAUUUGCUAUGCUAAUUAUAAAAGCAAGAAAAUUUAUCUUGCUUCUAUAUAUGAAUGAUUAAACCAGUGAGUACAUUUGAAAGAAUCUGUUAGCAGUGCAGGGCGCGGCAUUUGUAUGCUUAUCACCAUUUUUGAUUUUUUCAUCCCAAUAUUACUGGACUACAAGCAGAAAGUCUAUUGAUGGAAUAUGGAAUUGAUGGAUCGUUUUUAGCUAGACACUCUACAUCAAAUCCUGCUGACUUUACACUCUCUGUCAGACGGAACGGUAAGAUUACUCAUAUCAAGAUACAAAAUACAGGAGAUUUUCUUGAUUUGUAUGGUGGUGAAAAAUUUGCCACUUUAUCAGAAUUAAUACAAUAUUACAUGGAAAAUGAGGGACAAUUAAGAGAGAAAAAUGGUGAAAUUAUUGAACUUAAAUAUCCUCUCAACUGUGCUGAUCCUACAACUGAAAGGUGGUUUCACGGACAUUUGUCAGCAAAAGAAGCGGAAGAAUUGAUGCUGGAACGUGGAAAAAAUGGAUCUUUUUUGGUUCGCCAAUCGCAAUCCAGCCCUGGUGAUUAUGCUUUAUGCGUACGCUGUGACGAUCGCGUUACGCAUGUUAUAAUACGAUCUCAGGAUAACAAAUAUGAUGUAGGUGGUGGUCACAGGUUUCACAGCCUUAGUGAUCUAAUAGAACAUUAUAAAAAAAAUCCAAUGGUUGACACAAGCGGAAUCGUUGUUCAUCUUCGCCAACCAUUCAAUGCAACGCGUAUUAACGUUAGUGAUAUUAAAAGCAGAGUCAGACAAUUACAUAAAGAAAAUGGCUCUUCUGGUGGUUGGCUGUAUGGAAAUGGAACUACUGGAAAUAAUGAAGUUGGACCAAGUCGUGGCAAAGGAAAAGCAGGUUUCUGGGAAGAAUUCGAGUCGUUGCAGCAAUUAGAGUCUCGACAUUUAUAUUCAAGGAAAGAAGGUUUACGUCCAGAGAAUCGUUCGAAAAACCGUUACAAGAAUAUUGUACCGUUUGAUCAUACUAGAGUACUAUUAACAGAUGUCGAUCCAAAAAUCCUUGGAUCUGAUUAUAUUAAUGCUAACUACAUAAAGAAUGAGGAAGGGGAUGGAACAGGCACCACCAUUAGUACUGGUAACGACACCACAUUUGGUAAAUGUUACAUAGCCACGCAAGGUUGUCUUCCAAACACUGUACAAGAUUUUUGGCAUAUGGUAUAUCAAGAAAAUACUCGUGUCAUUGUGAUGACAUCGAAAGAAAUAGAAAGGGGAAAGAAUAAAUGCGCGCGUUACUGGCCGGAGGAAGAAGAAAUUACCGAAUAUGGUAAUGAGUGGAAAGUACGCGCCGUAUCGCAAAAUUCUACUGCUGAUUAUACUUUGCGAGAAUUUCUUCUGCAAGGAACAAAAUCAAAAUUUUCCGAGUCCAGGAAAAUUUAUCAUUAUCACUUCCAAGCAUGGCCUGAUCAUGGUGUUCCAUCAGAUCCUGGUUGCGUGCUAAAUUUUCUACAUGAUGUAAACGCCAGGCAAGAAUCGAUUGCAGCAUCUUUGGCUUCGAGCAACCAAUGUAUAGGACCAAUUCUCGUCCAUUGUAGUGCCGGAAUUGGCAGAACUGGCACAUUUAUUGUCAUUGACAUGAUUUUAGAUCAAAUUAAACGUCAUGGACUAGACUGUGAAAUUGACAUUCAACGCACAAUACAACAAGUACGCUCGCAAAGGUCAGGAAUGGUCCAAACAGAAGCGCAAUAUAAAUUCGUCUACCUCGCAGUUUUGCACUAUAUUGAGACUGUGUCUCAGAGGAUGCAAGCGGAACAGUUUUUUUUACAGAAAUCACUUCAAUUAGGUAGAGAAUAUACAAAUAUUCGCUAUAAAAGCGAGACCAACGCUACUGUAGGAGAUACUUCUACUUCUACGCGUACGUCCACGACUCUUCCACGAGAAGAACCCAUAUUUGAAGAAGUUUAUAUUCCAAUGCGAAAUUUUCGUUAAAUUCAAUUGGUUUCGCAUAUAUUUAAGAAAGUAAAAAGAAACUCUUUUUCUCUCUUUUUUUUUUUGGAAAAAGAAAGAUAUAACCCUUUAAA
Messenger RNA from Linepithema humile (Argentine ant), 2257 nucleotides. RefSeq names its product tyrosine-protein phosphatase non-receptor type 11. Gene Ontology annotation, molecular function: non-membrane spanning protein tyrosine phosphatase activity; receptor tyrosine kinase binding; phosphotyrosine residue binding. NCBI's taxonomy places the organism in Eukaryota, Metazoa, Arthropoda, Insecta, Hymenoptera, Formicidae. The record is from RefSeq and is a predicted model, not a curated record. Gene Ontology annotation, cellular component: cytoplasm. Gene Ontology annotation, biological process: positive regulation of ERK1 and ERK2 cascade; mitotic cell cycle; intracellular signal transduction.